This is a messenger RNA of Gambusia affinis (western mosquitofish), 514 nucleotides long. RefSeq names its product host cell factor 2-like. The transcript has 3 exons. Gene Ontology annotation, molecular function: protein binding; transcription coactivator activity. Gene Ontology annotation, cellular component: histone methyltransferase complex. Gene Ontology annotation, biological process: regulation of DNA-templated transcription; chromatin remodeling. Lineage: Eukaryota; Metazoa; Chordata; Actinopteri; Cyprinodontiformes; Poeciliidae. The record is from RefSeq and is a predicted model, not a curated record. The coding region runs from base 218 to 514 and encodes 98 amino acids.
AACCUCAAAGGAGAAGAAGAAUGGCGUUAGCGGCUAGCUGUUGUUAGCAGAGCUCCAGGACAACGCGGCCUGCAGAACCGGGGGAACCGUGAGUGGUUCUGACCGCUCUGAGGACCUUGUUGAGGAGCCGGUUGGAUCAGAACCAGUCGCUCCAAAAGAAGCAAAUGGUAAAACCAUAAAAGUUCGGCUGAAUCUGUAUCAGACCGAAGGUAAGCCCAUGGAGACCCUCAAUGAGACCCCCGCUGUGCUGCAGCCCCGUUGGAAGCGGGUCCUAGGCUGGACCGGCCCGGUUCCACGACCCCGGCACGGGCACCGGGCCGUGUCCAUCAAGGAGCUCAUGGUUGUGUUCGGAGGGGGAAACGAGGGAAUCGUGGAUGAGCUCCACGUCUAUAACACAGCCACCAACCAGUGGUUCAUCCCGGCGGUGCGCGGCGACAUCCCUCCUGGCUGCGCCGCCACGGCUUGCAGCGACGGACGCGGCCACACACUGGGUCAGAACCAGGACGGGGGUUGA